This is a messenger RNA of Acyrthosiphon pisum (pea aphid), 4169 nucleotides long. RefSeq lists its product as uncharacterized. The transcript has 9 exons. The coding region runs from base 3064 to 3999 and encodes 311 amino acids. The record is from RefSeq and is a predicted model, not a curated record. NCBI's taxonomy places the organism in Eukaryota, Metazoa, Arthropoda, Insecta, Hemiptera, Aphididae.
UAACCUGUAUAUCUUAAAUAGCGCUCGAUGGUGGUAUCUUCACUUUUUAUGAUAACAAAAAUUAUCGCAUAUUUCGCAGAUAAUUUUUAUUGUUUAUACGCUUGGAUAGCAAUGACGUCACGCGUGUUAUCACUCAUAUCAGUAUUUCUGUUUUGGAUCCAAACAAAUCACUUUAACCAUAUAAAAUAAUACACUUUUUGUUUGAUGUUUAAUAAAGUUUUUUUAAAAGCCAAUGCUUACUUUUAAGCUACAAUAUAGAAGAACUGAUGAACCAAAAUCAGGCGCUAGGGUUUGUAGUUGUCAUUUUGAAAAUAACAAAAAAGAAAAUGAACCUACAAUUUUGCCUCAUCGUUCUUCAACAAUUUACCUUAAAUCAUUUGACUCCAGAAAAGAAAACGAGAAAAAAUUAUCUAAAUAAAUAAUUCAAAUGGAUGUCAUACCAGUUAAAUAUGAUGAUGAACUAUAGUUGUUAAUGAGUUAAUUACAAAUGAAAGUCCAUUAGAUUUGUCUACUCCUUCAAAAUCAAUUAUUUGUAAUUUUAGCACAGACUCAGUUAAAUCUUCAAACAUAGCUUCAAUUAUUCAUGAAUCUGAGAACUAUUUUCUCAAGGAGGAAAACAAAGCCAUGAAAUUAAACUUAAAACAAUUGAGUCUUUCAUUUAACUAUGAAAACUUAAGUCAAAAUAAUGAAUUAUUACAGUCUUAUACAGGUUUGCCUACAAAUGAAAUUUUUAUAGCUCUUUAUAAUUUAUUAAAAAAUUCAAAACUCUAUUACCACUUUGGUUGGAAAGUUGAGUGUACAAGUAAACCAGACCAACUUCUUAUAACUCUAAUGAAAUUAAGAUAUAACUCCCACAUUUUGAUUUGGCUACAAAAUUUAAGUGCAGUAGGAGUACAAUUACUAAUAUUAGUAUCACUUGGAUUAACAUUUUACAUAAUGUACUUUUCUUAAAGUGUAUGAAUAAAAUACCUUCUAGACAAAAAAAUCAAACUUGUUCACCUGAUUCUUUCAAGCCUUUUAUGAAUUGUCAAAUUGUAAUUGACUGCACAGAAAUUUUCACAUCAGUAUCUCAACAAUCUAUGAAUAUUCAAAGAGAUACAUAUAGCAGUUAUAAGCAUAGAAACACAUGAAAAGUUCUUUUAGGAAUCGUACCUAAUGGUGUAGUUACUUUUGUAAGUAGCUUAUUUCCUGGUUCUACAUCUGACAAAGUGAUUACAUUGAAAAUUGGACUCUUAGAGCAGUUAGUACAGGGAGACCUAAUUUUAGCUGACAAAGGUUUUCUAAUCAGAGACAUUUUACCACCUGGUGUAUCUUUAAAUAUACCACCUCAUUUUACACCUGAAUAAGUAUUACAAACUGAAGUCAUAGCUAAGGCAAGAUUUCAUAUUGAAAGGGCCAUACAAAGAAUAAAAUGUUUUGCAAUUUUAAAUUUUAUUCCCUCUACAAUGUUAAGACUAGGACAGCAAAUUUUUGAAGUUGUUGCUGCACUAACAAAUCUUCAACAUCCACUUAUUCAUGAAGUUGAAAACUAAAUGGUAAAUCCAAGUUAGUUCUAGUCUCGAACCGCCUGUUCAAAAUAUUUUAUUUCAUAAUAAAAAAAUAUUAUUAAUUGACAUUUUGUAACUUCAUUUUUAUAUAUUAUAUUUUAAUGUAACUGUAAAUACUAAAUUCUCUUGUAAAUAUAUAACUUUGAGUACAAUUAAUUAAUACGUUAAAAAAUUAUGUGCUACAUUGUUCUUCAAUAAGAAAAGGAAUGUGAGUCUCAAUGAAAAAAUUGUCUAAUAUUUUAAGAUUUGGAAACCAUUCUGGAUCCUUUUCUACUUGGGUUAUUAUUGAUUGACCUGGUGUCAAAAUUACUAGGUAACAUAACUUUCGUUUGGUUAUAUAUAGUUGCCCUUGGAUUUGAUCCCAAUAAAAGUGUUUUUUGUUAAUGUAAAUAAUUUUGUUUUUUAUGUAUACCAUGUAGAUUAAGUUUUUGGCAAGCUCAAUAUCUAAACUUUUAUUCCAGUACUUCCAUGGACAUUUUAUCUCCACAAUGUACUCAGAAUUUACAACGCAAUCGGGAGAUGCUCUCUAAAACUCCAUUAUUUAAUAACCAAAACCCAGUAGGUACAACAUUAGCAUUUUGUUCUUGUUCUACUAUUCUACUACUUUUCCACGAGGACAUGUACACUCAGCGUCAACAAUACAACAGUCAUUCAACAUUAUUUUUACUUUGUACUUAUCAGUUCAGUGGUGUACACAGCUAGUAGUCAACUUGAGUUGUACUGUAUACAUUAUUUAAAUAUUUAUUUAAUUUUUACUUUAUUUUCAUAUAUUUUCAUUGUUUAUACGUUUCAUAGGUUUAUAUGUAUUAUGGAAUCAAAGAUAUUAAAGCAGAAAGGAGGCUCAUGUUGUGCUAUUGCUACUUGCAUAAAUAACUACUACAAAUCAAAAAAAUAUGGAAGAUCCAACAUAUAAUUUCACAGAUUUCCAAAAGAUCUUAACUAUCGGAAAGAAUGGGUUUCAGAAAUUCAAAAUAGGUGACCGUUUUAAACCUGAUACAUUAUUUAUUUCAUCUGAUCACUUUAAUGUUGUAUGAGACUUAAAAGCAGACCUUAUAGGAUAUAAAUAUAAAGGUCGAAGACUUAAAGAGGAUGAAAUUGCUGCGUUACAUUUAUUGGCUGACUUAGAAUCGAAUAUAGUUGAAUCUGCAUUAACCAUUGUCGUAGAUGUAGGAUGGAAAGAAAAUCAAUAAAAUAGCAUUUAAUCAAUUUGUUUCAAAAACUGCAUAAAUUAGAACUUCUAAGAACACAUUAAUUGUAAAAAAACUCUGCUAUGAAGAAUUUCAGCCAAUUAAUAACCCUGAAGAAAAAGACAAGUUCUACUACAAUUCUAAAUAUUUAUUGCAAACCUGGCUAUAAUAUAGGCAUAAAAUGACUUAUCUUGUAAUAAACAAAUUAUAGGGAAAAUGUUUUAUAUUUUUUAUUAGAUACAAGUGUUAUUAUUAAUAAUCCUGCUGGGUAUGAAGAUGGAGCUACUAAAAUUAACCCACCAGCAAGAUGCUUGGCAAAAACAACUACAAUGAUAACACCAAAAAACAAUUUGAUUUCUACACCAAAAUGUUUGUCGAACACAACUACUACACCAAACUCACAGUCAAAUCCAACAGAAAUUCAAAUAGGUAGUAAUGAUUGUAUUCCAAGUAUAGUCGAAUUUUUAACAAAUUGUGUGCAACAAGGUGUUAUUCAACUUAAUGUGGAAGAACUUGUUAAAGAUGUUCAAUUUACAGUUUCAAUUCCCAAGAGAAAUAUAAACUUCUGUAAUUUAGCUAAGUCAGUAAAUGUUAAAGAUGAUCAGUGUAGUCAGGCUAUUGAUUGGCAUAACAUUAGUGAUGUCAACGAAGAAUCUGAAUUUGAAAAUGAAGAAGUGGACAAACCCAAUAAAAAAACUAAUGCUACGACUACUACAGUUGAAUGUUCCAAUGAAACUUCUCAAAAAAUCCAAAAUGAAAAAGAAGCUGUACACCAAGUUAUUUUCACUGAUGGUAUGACCAAGUUUAUGCUGGAAAAGUACGGACAGCUUAUGAAUUUUAUUGGUCCGAUGAAGAAAUUUAAAAGAAAACUAGAUAUGUGGAAACAAAUAGCUAAAGAUAUGGAAGAAGAACUUGGUGUAAAAUGUACACAUACACAGAUUGAAAAUCGUUAUAAAACCGUGAGCAAGAGAAAAAAAGUAAUUGUUAAUAAUAACAAAAGUACAGGCGCAGCUAGAAUGGAUGAUGAAUAUGAAAAUGAAUGGAAACAAAUAACAAAUAAGGACGAUAGCAUUAUUCCAGAAGUCAUGCGAAGUACAAAGGUUGUUGUUAUUAAUAAAAAGGAUAUUACAGAAUCUAAACCAAAAAAAAUGAAAACCGAUAGCUCACAAUUGAUGUUGUUAAAAUUUCUAAAGGAAAAAGAGGAAUCUAAAGAAAGGCGCCAUCAAGAAAAAAUGGAGCUCAUAAGAUCAAUUUUAAAUAAAUGAGUAUUUAUUUUUAUGUAUGGAUUAUCAGCUAAAACUGUUGAAUAAUGUUAUGAUUUUAAGCACUAGUCGUUACUCGUUUUAUAUUGUUUUAUUUUAAAAUUUCAAACAAGUGGUUUUUUUUUUUAUAAUUUUGUUAUUUUCUCUUAUAGUUUUUCAUGGAUUAUUAUUUA